AUCGUUGUAGAGCAUCCAGACUGAUCGAGAACUGCCAAAAGUCGUCUGCUAGCAUCAUGUCACGUAAAAACAAUUUGCAAAUCAACUCAUAUUCUCUAUAUUAUUACUAUUAACAAACAAUUAUCAAGAGAAAUCGCAAUGUCAGGAAAAGGAGGGAGAAGACAUCGCGGACAUUAUGAUAAGGACAAGAUCAAUCUGGGUGACAAGGGCAAGGAAGUGGUGGAGAACAUAGACGAAAACAAUGUUGUAGUACAACAAUUUCGCGCUUAUGCGGCCGAAUUGGACGCCAAACACGACCGUUACGAAAGGAUCUUCAAGAUCAAUCGAGAUAUAGGCAUUGAGAGCAAAAGAAUAAUCUUUCUGCUACACACUAUUGAUAAAGAGAGUAAACGGAAUGUCGUUCUAGACGCGGCCAAGUCGAGACUGGAUAACAUGGCUCAGAAACUAUUCAGAGAUAUUGCGGAUGAGUUGAACGGUCAAGACGCCUAUCAAUUCCAUAGAGCUUAUCGUGCUGGUUUGGAAGAAUAUGUAGAAGCGCUCACAUUUUACAAAUAUUUGCAAAAUAGUGAAAUGCAAGAUUUGACACAGUUCGAAAAAGCACUAACAUAUGAUACGAUUCCAGUCGAUUCAACAGAACAGAUCAUCAUUAGAAAAGUCAUGGUCACACCGACAGAUUACAUCCUGGGAAUAGCUGACCUAACUGGAGAAUUAAUGCGGAAGUGUAUCAAUAACUUAGCUCUGGGUGAUAUAAGUAGUUGUUAUCAGACGUGUAACUUUGUCAGAAAAAUAUACGUGGCUUUCCUGGGUUACACGAGUGUAGCAUUCAGCAAUGAAAUGAACAAAAAAAUCUUCACGCUGAAGCAAAGCCUAACCAAAAUGGAGAAUGCAUGUUAUACUAUCAAAGUACGAGGAUCGGAAAUUCCGAAACAUAUGCUGGCUGAUGUUGCUAUUGUAGCUGCUGAGGAAUACACCACUGAAGAUGAUGAAGGAUAUCAAGCAUUCUAGUACACAGAACAAUGUUUGAUUCAAAUUAUUGUGAAUUAAUGCAAACUUAUCAAUCUGAUGCAAGAUAGAAAUAGUUAAUCCAUAAUAAUAUAUAUGCUUAAUAUAUAUUUGCUUUGGUAAAUUAAAAAUGGAUUAAUGUGCUUUAAUUUAUAUAAUUAAAAUUAAUUAAAUUAAUUGAUAAGAACAACGACUGUGAAACUAUAUUGAUUAUUCAGAUAAAAAAUGCAUCAGAUUAAUAUAUUCAUAUAUUUUUCUGACACAGAAUGUAAAAAUGUACACGUCAAUUGAUGUAUUAUUAACACUUUUAUAUUCUUUUUCACAUUAAAAAAAUAGAUGCAGGUAUAAUAUUCUAAUCCUU
Molecule: messenger RNA, 1363 nt
Organism: Nylanderia fulva
Lineage: Eukaryota; Metazoa; Arthropoda; Insecta; Hymenoptera; Formicidae
Gene: Trax
Product: Translin associated factor X
Molecular function (GO): sequence-specific DNA binding
Source: RefSeq, a predicted model, not a curated record